Messenger RNA from Sardina pilchardus (European sardine), 1406 nucleotides. It is a transcript of the gene dbx2, whose product is annotated as developing brain homeobox 2. NCBI's taxonomy places the organism in Eukaryota, Metazoa, Chordata, Actinopteri, Clupeiformes, Clupeidae. The coding region runs from base 1 to 642 and encodes 213 amino acids. The transcript is spliced from 3 exons. Gene Ontology annotation, biological process: regulation of transcription by RNA polymerase II. The record is from RefSeq and is a predicted model, not a curated record. Gene Ontology annotation, molecular function: DNA-binding transcription factor activity, RNA polymerase II-specific; DNA binding.
AUGGCCGGCUGCCCCGUGACCAAUCGGCGCCUUUCAGAGGGGCCGUCCACACGCGACCCCGCUGCAAUUUUUCACCACAGCAAUGAACUCCACAAAACCCACAUUCCUCCGCAGGAGGGGCAGGUGAUUGAACCUUGUGUGACCUCUUUCUGUCCAGAAGGAGCAAGGGUUCCGCUCUGGGGUGUGGAAAGCCACCCCAAGUCCCGGAGAGGGAUCUUACGCAGGGCCGUGUUCUCCGAGGAGCAGAGGAAGGAGCUGGAGAGAACUUUUCGCCGACAAAAGUACAUCAGCAAAACGGACAGACACCGGCUUGCGGCUGACCUCUGCCUCAAGGAGACUCAGGUAAAAAUCUGGUUCCAGAAUCGUCGGAUGAAAUGGAGGAAUUCCAAAGAGAGGGAGAGUCUUUACGUGCGCUCCUCCAUGGAGGAGCUGCUGUUUAGGGGCACUGAGGAGACAGAGGAGGCCCUGCCAGAGCCAGAGAGGGAGGCUGGGCAGGGCGAGGAUUGCUGCAGCCCUCCCAAAUCUCCUGCACAUCAGCACCACCACCCCAGACAAGCAGCAGCAGACAAGCCCUCCUCCCCACUGCCCAGACAUCCCGACCAGCCGGCCCCCGCACAGAGCACUCACAGGGAGAGCAGAUGAGGGGACGCAGCCUGAUUUGACCUUUUCACUAAUAUUAACACAGUCUCUCUUUCUCUCACACCCCCACACAAACACACGCACGCACACACACACACACACACACACACACACACACACACACACACACACACAAACACAUGCACACACACACACACACACACAAGCAAAAGGACGCUGAGUCAGCUGACCAGGAGCCUAAACAUGAAUGAAAUACCAGGAACUGGAUGAGGACGCAUUUAUUCUCUUAUCUCUGAGUCACCAACUCUUUCAGUCUUUGUUGUAUUCAGUCAAUCAAAAUAGCUUUGAAAAAAAAAAUCACUUGUGUUAUGUAUUGCACUGUUACUGCUGCAGAAUGACAUUCUGUAGGGUAGUUAUUGGAGUUGAAUGAUUUAGUUCCAAAAGAUAUUGUGAUGCUAGUAUCAAUAAGUGGAGCUGAGGAAUAUGUAAUCCUGCCAUAUAACACGGUCACAAUCAUUCCUAACAUUAAGUAAAGUUAGGCAAGCAUCAACUGAUGUUAUACAUAAGUAAGCUAGUACAUACAUUUAUGUUACAUCUGUGCAUACAAUAACUAAACAAUACAAACAAAACAAACAGUGAAGAAAACACUGAAUGACUAAACACUGAACAAUAAGAAACUUUAUUUUAAAAGAACUGUACAUAUACUAUGAUACAGCCUUGAACUGCUAGUUAAAACUGCUAGAUAUUUCUGUGAAAAGGCUGUCCAUUAAAAUGUCUCAAUAUGUUUUUGCAAAUAAUAAAUAGAA